UGCCCGCUCCUCCCCCCAGGCCGCAAGUUCAUUAUCGCCAACGCUCGGGUGGAGAACUGCGCGGUCAUCUACUGCAACGACGGCUUCUGCGAGUUGUGCGGGUACUCGCGGGCCGAGGUGAUGCAGCGGCCCUGCACCUGCGACUUCCUGCACGGGCCGCGCACGCAGCGCCGCGCCGCCGCGCAGAUCGCGCAGGCCCUGCUGGGCGCGGAGGAGCGAAAAGUAGAGAUCGCCUUCUACCGGAAGGAUGGGAGCUGCUUCCUGUGCCUGGUGGAUGUGGUGCCCGUGAAGAAUGAGGACGGUGCGGUCAUCAUGUUCAUCCUCAACUUCGAAGUGGUGAUGGAGACUGACCUGGUGGGGUCCCCGGCCCGGGACACCAAUCACCGGGCCCCCCCCUCCAGCUGGCUGGCCCCAGGCCGAGCCAAGACCUUCCGCCUGAAGCUGCCCGCGCUGCCGCCACCGCGCCACGCCAGCACCGGGGCCGUGCACCCCCUGCGCAGCGGCCUGCUUAACUCCACGUCGGACUCGGACCUCGUGCGCUAUCGCACCAUUAGCAAGAUUCCCCAAAUCACCCUCAACUUUGUGGACCUCAAGGGGGACCCCUUCCUGGCUUCGCCCACCAGCGACCGGGAGAUCAUAGCACCCAAGAUAAAGGAAAGGACCCACAAUGUCACUGAGAAGGUCACCCAGGUGCUGUCCCUGGGCGCUGACGUGCUGCCGGAGUACAAGCUGCAGGCGCCUCGCAUCCACCGCUGGACCAUCCUGCACUACAGCCCCUUCAAGGCCGUGUGGGACUGGCUCAUCCUGCUGCUGGUCAUCUACACGGCCGUCUUCACCCCCUACUCGGCCGCCUUCCUGCUGAAGGAGACGGAGGAGGGGCCGCCGGCCCCCGACUGCGGCUACACCUGCCAGCCGCUGGCCGUGGUGGACCUCAUCGUGGACAUCAUGUUCAUCGUGGACAUCCUCAUCAACUUCCGCACCACCUACGUCAACGCCAACGAGGAGGUGGUCAGCCACCCGGGCCGCAUCGCCGUCCACUACUUCAAGGGCUGGUUCCUCAUCGACAUGGUGGCCGCCAUUCCCUUCGACCUGCUCAUCUUUGGCUCCGGCUCGGAGGAGGUGGGGGGCGGCCGGAGGGGGCGGGGGAGGGCUGUGCUCGCCAGCCUGGACCAGUCAGGGUCCAGAGGGGCAUCUAACUUGUCUUGCAAGAGGCCGCUGCCCGCCCCUGCCCACGCGGCGCCCUGGGAGCCAGAGCUCUGGCCGGCCGCUGGGGCCCUCAUGUACGCCAGCAUCUUUGGCAACGUGUCUGCCAUCAUCCAGCGCCUGUACUCUGGCACCGCGCGCUUCCACACGCAGAUGCUGCGUCCCUCGGACGCUGACGGCCCCCUCCACCCCGCCCCAGCCCUCAUGUACGCCAGCAUCUUUGGCAACGUGUCGGCCAUCAUCCAGCGCCUGUACUCGGGCACCGCCCGCUACCACACGCAGAUGCUGCGGGUGCGCGAGUUCAUCCGCUUCCACCAGAUCCCCAACCCGCUGCGCCAGCGCCUGGAGGAGUACUUCCAGCACGCCUGGUCCUACACCAACGGCAUCGACAUGAACGCGGUGCUGAAGGGCUUCCCCGAGUGUCUGCAGGCCGACAUCUGCCUGCACCUGAACCGCUCGCUGCUGCAGCACUGCAAGCCCUUCCGGGGGGCCACCAAGGGCUGCCUGCGCGCGCUGGCCAUGAAGUUCAAGACCACACACGCGCCGCCGGGGGACACGCUGGUGCACGCAGGAGACCUCCUCACCGCCCUCUACUUCAUCUCCCGGGGCUCCAUCGAGAUCCUGCGGGGCGACGUGGUUGUGGCCAUCCUGGGGAAGAACGACAUCUUCGGGGAGCCCCUGAACCUCUACGCCCGACCCGGCAAGUCCAACGGGGACGUGCGGGCCCUCACUUACUGCGACCUGCACAAGAUCCACCGCGACGACCUGCUGGAGGUGCUGGACAUGUACCCCGAGUUCUCUGACCACUUCUGGUCCAGCCUGGAGAUCACCUUCAACCUGCGAGACACCAACAUGAUCCCCGGCUCUCCCGGCAGCGCGGAGCUGGACGGCGGCUUCACCCGGCAGCGCAAGCGCAAGCUGUCCUUCCGCCGGCGCACGGACAAGGACCCGGAGCAGCCAGGGGAGCUGUCGGCCUUGGGGCCGGGCCGGGCUGGGGCUGGGCCCAGUGGCCGGGGCCGGCCAGGGGGGCCGUGGGGGGAGAGCCUGUCCAGCGGCCCCUCCAGCCCGGAGAGCAGUGAGGACGAGGGCCCAGGCCGCAGCUCCAGCCCCCUCCGCCUGGUGCCCUUCUCCAGCCCCAGGCCCUCAGGAGAGCCCCUGGGCGGGGAGCCCCCGCUGGAGGACUGUGACAAGAGCAGCGACACCUGCAACCCGCUGUCAGGCGCCUUCUCGGGAGUGUCCAACAUCUUCAGCUUCUGGGGGGACAGUCGGGGCCGCCAGUACCAGGAGCUGCCUCGCUGCCCCGCCCCCACCCCCAGCCUCCUCAAUAUCCCUCUUGCCAGUCCCGGCCGGCGGCCCCGGGGGGACGUGGAGAGCAGGCUGGAUGCCCUGCAGAGGCAGCUCAACAGGUGGGGGCCUGCCGUCGUGAUCCCCGGGCUCGGCCCCUCCUGCUGGUGGGUUUGGGUGCGGCUGCGUCCUCUGGUCCUCUGGGGACGGGCGUGGCCGCGUCUUGGCCUGGAAGCCCCGGGACCCUGCCCCGCAGCAGAGGACCGGCUUGGCUCUGGCCCCUGGACGGCUCCGCUCCCGCCACGGCUGCUCCGUCCCGCCUUUGCCCGCCUUUGCCCGCCCUCUGGUGCCCACCCUCCCCCAGAGCUGGCCCGCUCACCCCUGUGUCCUUUGCAGGUUUCCCAGCUCAUGGCACGCGAGGAGCUCCCCCCGGGGGCCCCGGAGCUCCCCCAGGACGGCCCCCCUCGACGCCUCUCCCUGCCCGGCCAGCUGGGGGCCUUCACCUCCCAGCCCCUGCACAGACACGGCUCAGACCCGGGUAGUUAGUGGGGCUGCAAGCGCGGACACGUGGCUCCCCAGAGUCCAGCACACUGCCUGGCCCCCGCAGGCCCUGCCCAGGAGGCCCCGGCCAGGAGGGUGCGGGCAGGCGGCGCCCCUCCCCCGCCUGGGGAGCCUCCUCUGCAGGCCCGCGUGGGAGGGCAGGGGCAGGGCCGGAGGGGGGGUCUGUGGCCCCCCCACUGCCCUGGGGGCAUUAGCUGGUCUAACUGCCCGAGGCACCGGCCCUGGGCCUUAGGCACCUCAAGGACUUUUCUGCUAUUUACUGCUCUUAUGUUAAGGAUAAUAAUUAAGGAUCAUAUGAAUAACUAAUGAAGAUGCUGAUGACUAUGAAUAAUAAAUAAUUAUCCUGA
Molecule: messenger RNA, 3395 nt
Organism: Condylura cristata (star-nosed mole)
Lineage: Eukaryota; Metazoa; Chordata; Mammalia; Eulipotyphla; Talpidae
Gene: KCNH2
Product: potassium channel, voltage gated eag related subfamily H, member 2
Exons: 13
Coding region: 121-3033 (970 amino acids)
Biological process (GO): regulation of heart rate by cardiac conduction; regulation of ventricular cardiac muscle cell membrane repolarization; potassium ion transmembrane transport
Cellular component (GO): membrane
Molecular function (GO): inward rectifier potassium channel activity
Source: RefSeq, a predicted model, not a curated record